CUAGCUCUCUGAAUCUGACUCUCGUUGCCGAAUCUGAACCUGCCUGACUGCUGCCUUCUCUCCUGCCCUGGUGAAGUGGUCCAAUGAGAGGCGGCCGUGGGAUGGGACCUGAGAAAGCUUGAGCUUUACACAGCCACAUCAGCACUCUGAUAGAUGAGUAGAUAAGGGUGCUUUUAAAAGAAGGCACGCUUACGGCGCUCUGCUUUGCUGCAGUGUCAAAUUUCCCGCCCCCCCCCUCACCACCUGUGUUCGCCCUCAUCACCAUCAGCACACCAACAUGACUUUCAACGGCACCUGGAAAGUAGACCGCAAUGACAACUAUGACAAGUUCAUGGAGCAAAUGGGUAUCAACAUGGUGAAGAGAAAGCUAGCCGCUCACGACAACCUGAAAAUCACCAUCGAGCAGAACGGAGAAAAGUUCCACGUGAAGGAGAGCAGCAAUUUCCGCACCCUGGACAUCGACUUCACACUGGGGGUCAACUUCGAUUACAGCCUGGCUGAUGGCACCGAAGUAUCUGGCUCAUGGGCACUGGAGGGCGACACUUUGAAGGGCACCUUUACCAGGAAAGACAACGGCAAGCCACUGACAACCACAAGAAUUGUACAAGGAGAUGAGCUCAUACAGAGCUACAACUAUGAUGGCGUGGACGCCAAAAGGAUUUUCAAGAGAGCUUAGGUUUCAGCAACCAUGUGUGGAGAUUACAAACAGUAUUGUAUGACUUACUGCAUUGCUGCAUAACCUGUACAAAGUGUACUGUCUGGUCAUGCCUCGGGUAUGUUUAAAAAAAGAUUUGAAUUGCACUGGAUUUUGACUUUGUCAUAA
Corythoichthys intestinalis (scribbled pipefish) is the source of this 823-nucleotide messenger RNA. It is a transcript of the gene fabp2, whose product is annotated as fatty acid binding protein 2, intestinal. The transcript has 5 exons. Gene Ontology annotation, cellular component: nucleus; cytosol. Gene Ontology annotation, molecular function: long-chain fatty acid binding. Gene Ontology annotation, biological process: fatty acid transport. Bases 278 to 676 code for a protein of 132 amino acids. The record is from RefSeq and is a predicted model, not a curated record. Lineage: Eukaryota; Metazoa; Chordata; Actinopteri; Syngnathiformes; Syngnathidae.